AUUCGAUGUAACGAUUGACAGUUAAUGUCAUAUAACAAUACCUCGAUAUACAAAUAUAUCGCAAUGUAGACGAAAUAACGACCGUAAAUAAAACAAUGAGGAACAAAAAGCAGCGGACAAAUGCUAAUUAGUUCCCUCUUUUUCCUGUGCUUGCUUUCACUCAUUUAUGCUUACAUUAACCAUAACCCAGAAUUCACGGCAACAACGUCCGCAAUCCGCCAGAUUUGGUCAGGCAGUUGUCGUCUGUCAUGCCGUCAAAGCCAGUACAGCAGUUUCAGCGGUCUGAGUGGCCUCGACGGGUCCAACACUAUCUCGGCUUCUCCAGGCACCAGCCAUGCGAGAGCCACAACGAUUUGCGUCUGCGAGACCUGUCCUUGUGCUCUCAUUGAUAAUGUACUCAACACCUGCCGCCCUGUUACCGAUGCCUAUUACGGAACAUUAGAAUGCCUCUCCAACUACACCUGCAACAUCAUGCAAAUAAUAAGUGGAUAUACCCAAUAUUUUACUAGCGUAGCGGGUUGUGGAGUGUCCUGCCCAAGACAAGCUCAGUUGUCCGCAUCAAGACAGUUAGAUUCAUCACAGAAUAUAAAUUUUGGGAAUCAAGCAAGGGUAGAGAGAAAAUCUAUGGUAAAGGGAAUAAAGUCACUCAUUCUUCGUCGAAAAUCUACUUCUGGUAACCAAACUGAGGAUCCAGAAAGAAAUGAAGACAUUGAGCCAAGAAAACGAACACUGAGUAUUGUAUCUAAAAAAGAGAGUGUGGAUGACACAACGUCAAUGCCGAACGGCUGUGCUAGAUGCAUCGAAAAAGGUUAUACAUGCAUGAAAAAUUGUCCACGAGCCAAAAAGAACUGAUCUUGUGACUGAAAUAAUCAUGAUUAUUUAAUUAAAAACACCUUUCUAUA
Pieris brassicae (large cabbage white) is the source of this 902-nucleotide messenger RNA. RefSeq lists its product as uncharacterized. The record is from RefSeq and is a predicted model, not a curated record. Lineage: Eukaryota; Metazoa; Arthropoda; Insecta; Lepidoptera; Pieridae. The coding region runs from base 121 to 852 and encodes 243 amino acids. The transcript has 6 exons.